ACAAGUAUCAAAUGCCGCGGAACUGCGGGGAGCGCUACCACGGCUAUUCCAUCAUUUAUUCAUGAUUAUCAGAGUAUAUAAAAUACUUCUCUUCUAUUAUCCUGAGUAUCUUUUUGGAAAGUCGCGUUUUAUGUUAUUGGUUGAAGUCAGUCUCUCCCGUGACAUCCGCAACUACUUACAAAUUAUCCACAGUUGACUCCCCUCACUCUUAUCAAUCUUCGACUUCAAUUAUACCUUAACAUUUAUAUGCCUCUACUGUCCACUAUUGGUUUCUCACCUUUACUUAUAACUCUACCUGUGUACUCGGAUAUACGAGUAGCCAUCUCAUUAUGCUUGGGCCACCAGUCAACCUUCCAAAGUGGCUUGAACAAAACUCUCAUCUCCUGCAGCCCCCUAUCAACAACUACUGUGUUUACAAUGAAGACUUUAGUGUCAUGAUCGUUGGUGGUCCAAAUGCCCGCACUGACUACCAUAUCAAUCAGACUCCCGAAUGGUUCUACCAAUACAAAGGUGCAAUGAUGCUCAAAGUCGUCGACGAGGGUGAAUUCCGUGACAUCAUCAUCCGUGAAGGUGAUAUGUUCCUCCUACCGGGAAACACACCACACAACCCCGUCCGCUUCGCGAACACAGUUGGAGUCGUCCUAGAGCAACGUCGUCCUAAGGAUUCACUCGAUCGCAUGCGCUGGUACUGCGCUGACUGUGGUGAGAUUGUUCACGAGGCUGCGUUCCAUUGCACCGACCUUGGCACUCAAAUUAAAGCGGCGGUUCAGGACUUUAAGAGCAGUGAGGACAAGAGGACUUGCUCCAAGUGUGGUACUUUGGCUGAUGCAGCACCGAAGCCGGGCACUAUCCAGGAUCCCAAUCUGGGGUGAUCCAUCAAAAUGUAGCAAAAGGUUGUAUUAAAAGGUCAAAGGGGUGGCGUUUGGGUAUGAAAUGUGGUGAUGUAGUAGUAGUUGCGGGAAAAUGCCUCUCAUAGCUUGGUAUUCUACAGACUCAUAUCGAAAGUUUUUAC
Molecule: messenger RNA, 1012 nt
Organism: Fusarium redolens
Lineage: Eukaryota; Fungi; Ascomycota; Sordariomycetes; Hypocreales; Nectriaceae
Product: 3-hydroxyanthranilic acid dioxygenase
Exons: 3
Coding region: 330-872 (180 amino acids)
Biological process (GO): 'de novo' NAD+ biosynthetic process from L-tryptophan; quinolinate metabolic process
Cellular component (GO): cytoplasm
Molecular function (GO): 3-hydroxyanthranilate 3,4-dioxygenase activity; iron ion binding
Source: RefSeq, a predicted model, not a curated record